Molecule: messenger RNA, 2535 nt
Organism: Momordica charantia (bitter melon)
Lineage: Eukaryota; Viridiplantae; Streptophyta; Magnoliopsida; Cucurbitales; Cucurbitaceae
Gene: RSY3
Product: Adenine nucleotide alpha hydrolases-like superfamily protein
Biological process (GO): tRNA processing
Molecular function (GO): ligase activity, forming carbon-nitrogen bonds; ATP binding
Source: RefSeq, a predicted model, not a curated record
GGCCCGCUCUAGAAGGAAGCUCCCGACGAGUGAAGUGAAGACUUGAGAGUUGGAAGCCAUGGCGCAGGGCCUUAUCCCGUGGCCGCAAACGAGAACAAACCACUCCUUCUUCCUCUUUUCUACCAAAUCCAAAUUCCCAUCACCACGAUGCAAAUUUCCCUUCAGGCUUCCACGUCUUCGUCUUCUUCCUCUUUCUCGCUGUUUCUGCAGGCAUUCUUCUGUGCAAGAACCAGUCGACCUCUGCAACUACAGGGAAGCUUUCUCCAAGCGCAUGGACAUGGCUGGACUCAAACCGCACCACCGUAUAGCUCUGGGAGUUAGUGGAGGACCCGAUAGCAUGGCUCUGUGUGCUCUUACGGCGGAUUGGAAAAUGGACGGCCUGAAUGCCACUGGUAAAAGGAGCAAUUUUAUCGACGGGCUCCUGGCCAUAGUAGUGGAUCAUGGGCUUCGUGCUGAGAGUAGAGAUGAGGCUAAAGUUGUUUGGAAUCGAGUUACUAAUUUGGGUAUCAGAUGUGAGAUUGCAUCUUGUGAUUGGUCCGACGGUAGACCAAAGCAGGGCCACUUGCAAGAAGCAGCCCGUGAUAUGAGAUACCAAAUGUUGCAGAAAGUUUGUGUUCAACAGAAGAUUGGAGUGAUACUUGUUGCACAUCAUGCGGAUGAUCAGGCUGAAUUAUUCAUUCUGAGGUUGUCUCGCAGUAGUGGUGUGCUUGGACUUGCUGGCAUGCCUUUCACUUCUCAGAUUUUCUCCUCGCAUACAUAUUCUUACAGUGAAGUUUCGAAGAAUUGUGGUAUCCUUCUUGUGAGACCACUAAUGGAUUUUUCUAAAGAUGACAUGUACAAGAUAUGUCAAGGUGCUAAUCAAGAUUGGGUUGAAGACCCAACAAAUCGGAGUUCACUGUUUGCUCGUAACAGAAUUCGAAUGUCAUUAGGAGAUCUGUCAUCUUGUACUCUCAAGUCCGAGCUACGUGCCAUUAUUUCCGCCUGUAGGAAAACACGCUUAUUUAUUGAUCAAGUUUGUUUAAGCCUGGCAAAUCAGACUUUGACCAUAACAGAGCUGGGAUAUGCCAUUAUUAAUUUGGAGAUUCUCAAUCAAUUGAAAAUUAAAGAUAUUUGCCUGUCGAAGUUUGUUUCCUUAGUCUUACAGUUCAUCUCUCAAAGGCACAGACCUGUUAGAGGUAACACUGCAAAACUGGUGUUGGACUACAUUCGAACCGUUCCUUGCAAGACCUCAUUGACAGCAGCUGGCUGUUACAUUUCUCCGGCUCCUGGGUCCAAAGGUACCAGAUGCAUAAUAUCUAGUUCUGUGGAUUGCCCCUUGCCUUCUGCUAUUGAAGUUUUCCAUGCACCCUCUUAUAGAGAAGAGAAACACGAUAUUUCUGAUGGGUUAGAACAAAUCAUUAAUGAUGGGAAGUCAUAUUUAGAACAUUUUAUCCCUAAAGCUUCAGAUGUGCAUUUCUUGGAUUCAAGCCCUGAAUCUGUUUUAGAUGAAGCAAAAAGGCUAAAUAUUAUCAGUGAGUCAACCUAUAGGAUCAUUAUUUCACUACAGAUGCAAGAAACCAAACUCUUCAAAGCAGAUUCUAAAUUCACUCCCGGCUAUGAAUCAAAGCACGGUUCACAUUCUGUAAAAACUUUAUCCAGUGGACUGCUUAAGUCGGGGCAAAUGUGCAACUUUAUGAACAGGUUUUCUAUCACAUGGAAAAUAAGAGAUGAAAAUGAAGAUAAUUCUAUUUUUGAGGCGGCUAGUUGUAACACAGUUUGCAAGGCCUGUGUGUUAGGUUGUGAUAUGGAAUUAGAGGUUCGGCACAUGACUGAAUCUGAUUGGCUUUAUCUUUCCAAGUUGUCCGAGUGCACGGUAGACGAUUUUCAAGACCAAAGAGAUACUUCAUCCAGUUUGGAGUUGCAGACUAUGGAGAGUCCAAAUGGAUGUUUAAAUUAUGCCACAUCGUCGGCUAGAAGAGCAUUAGUGCUGUUGAAAUUGAUUCCAGUUGCUGCAAGAAGAAGCCUUCCCGUCCUAGUCAAUCAUCAAGGCCUGCUUCUAAGUAUUCCAAGCAUUAGGUUCAGCCAUUGUCCAUGGCUGAUGGCAUCUGCAGAGUUCAAGCUAAGGGUACCAUUCGGCGGAGGCCAUAGUUCAUUCAUGUAGAUGCCAGUUUCACUUUCAGCACACAACCUGUACUGUUCCAUAAAACCAAUGGCCAGGUGUGCAUAGUAUUCAACUCCAUGUGGAGCCUGUUUGGUAAAACACUGUAGUGUACUGAAGCCAAGUUGUGAAUACAGGUUGAAAACAAAGGAUCCAUUUGAUAACUCCUUAUCUUGAUUAUUUAUUUUAGAAAUUAAAAUUUUUAGAUUGAAAAUGAGGACGAGUAGUUGAAAUUAUGCUUCAAUUUUCAUCAAUCAAGUGCUACUAUACUAAUACAAUUGAGAGUAGGUGAUUUGAAUCCUGAGGGAUAUUUUUAGUUAAUUGCACUUUGCUAAAUGAGCAAUCACCCAUGAUGGGUCGUGAAACUUAAAUUCGAGUAAAUACAUUUUUUGUCCUAA